AUGCCGUGCUGCUGCAGACCUCUGAGCUGCACGGUGAUGAAGAUGAUGAAGAUGAUUUCUCACUUGGUGAUUCCCCCCUGCAGUAAGAUGUUCAAGUCUCUGGACCUGUCUCUCAUCGUGGAGUUCAUGCUGAUGUUCUACAAAGACAAGCCCAUCGACUGGCUGCUCGACCACAUCAUGUGGGUCAAAGUGUGCAACCCCGAGAAGGAUGCCAAACACUGCGACCGACAGAAAGCCAACCUGAGGAUUCGCUUCAAACCGUCGCUGUUCCAACACGUCGGCACACACUCCUCUCUGGCCGGGAAAAUACAGAAACUCAAGGUACAGGAU
Molecule: messenger RNA, 330 nt
Organism: Notothenia coriiceps (black rockcod)
Lineage: Eukaryota; Metazoa; Chordata; Actinopteri; Perciformes; Nototheniidae
Product: alpha-1,3-mannosyl-glycoprotein 4-beta-N-acetylglucosaminyltransferase B-like
Exons: 3
Biological process (GO): protein N-linked glycosylation
Cellular component (GO): Golgi stack; endoplasmic reticulum-Golgi intermediate compartment; endoplasmic reticulum
Molecular function (GO): acetylglucosaminyltransferase activity
Source: RefSeq, a predicted model, not a curated record